AUGGCGGCGGCGGAGGCCGGCGGGAUGGGCCUCACCGACCUGCCCGGGGAGCUGCUGGAGCUGAUCCUGUGCAGUGGGGUCCUGAGCGCCGCCGACAUCGGCCGCGUCUCCUGCACCUGCCGCCGGCUGCGGGAGGCGUGCCAGGCCCGCGGCAAGGUCUGGCGGGAGCGCUUCCGCCUCCGGUGGCCAUCACUACUGAAGUACUAUAGCCAUACAGACAACGUCAAUUGGCUAAAGGAAUAUAAAGCACGGCACAAUGCCGGCUUAGAAACUCGACGAAUUGUAGCAUCAUUCUCCAAAAGAUUCUUCUCAGAACAUGUCCCCUGUGAUGGCUUCAGUGACCUUGAGACUCUUGGGUGCCCGGGUCAUUUUUUUGAGGACGAGCUGAUGUCUAUCCUUAACAUGGAAGGAAGGAAGUGUCUAACCUGGAAGUACUAUGCAAAGAAAAUUCUUUACUUUCUACGACAACAGAAUAUUUUAAAAAAUCUGAAGGCAUAUCUUGAACGACCUGGGGACCAACUGUCAUUUUUGGAAGGUGCUGUUUUAAUUGACCAGUACUGUAAUCCUCUCUCAGACAUCUGUCUAACAAGUGUCCAGGCGCAGGUUGACGAUAUCACAGACAAAGUUCGCAAAGUCCUGCGGACCAAAAACCCUAGGCAUCCAAGCUUGGCUCCAAAGGCAGGAGAGGUCUUGAUUGUUUCUGAUGUGGAGUUUCAAAGGCAGGUGCUGGAUGCUGUGAAUUGUGUCCUGUAUGAACAAUUAAAAUACAAAGGAAAUGAGAUGGAUUACUACAACUCCUUGAAUUCAUACAUUCACCAGGUUUUAAUCCGUAGGACGGGAAUCCCUAUCAGCUUGUCUGUGCUCUAUUUAACAAUUGCCAGACAGUUGGGAGUCAGACUCGAGCCAGUCAACUUUCCUAGUCACUUCCUGCUGAGAUGGUGUCAAGGGAAAGAAGGAAGCACAGACAUCUUUGACUACAUGUACAUAGAUGCCUUUGGAAAGGGAAAGCAGCUAACUGUGAAAGAAUGCGAGUACCUGAUUGGCCACCAUGUAACAGAGGAGUUCUAUGGAGUGGUUACUUCAAAGGAGGUCUUGCAGCGUAUGGUGGGAAACCUCUUAAACCUUGGAAAGCGGGAAAGCACUGAUCAGUCCUACCAGCUCUUGAGAGACUCCUUGGAUCUGUACCUGGCCAUGUAUCCGGACAAUGUGCAGCAUCUAAUGCUCCAGGCUAGGUUAUACUUCCACCUGGGAAUCUGGCCAGAAAAGGUUCUGGACAUCCUGCAGCAUGUUCAAGUGUUGGAUCCAUCCCAGCAUGGGGCAGUGGGGUAUUUAGUUCAGCAUACCUUAGAGCAUAUUGAACGCCGUAAGGAGGAAGUGGGACCUGAGGUGAAGCACCAUUCUGAUGAGAAGCACAAAGAUACCUGCUUUUCUAUUGGGCUGAUCAUGAAACACAAGAGAUAUGGCUAUAACUGUGUCAUCUAUGGCUGGGAUCCCACCUGCAUGAUGGGACAAGAAUGGAUUAGAAAUAUGAAUGUCCAUAGCCUACCUCAUGGCCCCCAUCAACCUUUUUACAAUGUGCUGGUGGAGGAUGGAUCCUGCAGAUACGCUGCUCAAGAGAACCUGGAAUAUAACUUGGAGCCUCAUGAAAUCCCUCACCCUGAUGUCGGCCGCUAUUUUUCAGAGUUUACAGGCACUCACUACCUGGCAAAUACAGAGCUGGAGAUUAGGUAUCCUGAGGAUUUGGAACUUUCUUGUGCAACAGUCCAAAAGAUCUACAGCACAGUCAAGGAAUGAGUGAAACUUGAUCACAAGGACAGAAGAAAGUUUAUCACAGCUGCUGCUGUAUCCUCUUUGUGGACAGAAUUAUGGAAGCCAAUUUUCACAAUGAUCUUCAGGCGUAUGCCCCAGGAGUUGCAUCGCACUUCGUAACCUGUGAGAUCGCGUAUGUCUAAUGACCACUCAGUUACCAUCUGCCCACACUAGUCCAUUAAUUUGGGAUGCAUUGGUAUUCCAGACAAGGCAUUCAUUAUCUUGAAGUGACAAUCAAAGUAUGAAGUGUAUUGUCCCCUUGAGCGCUUGCAUUUACCACUUGUGUGUUUAUGCUCGAUUUUUCAUAUUUAGGAUGUGAGCAUGUUACGACUCUAGCUGGAGUCUGGAAUAAUCCCAUGUUAUGGAUAAAGAGAUUGAUCAUACUUGCAGUAUUUUUUUAUAUAUCUAUUCUGUGUAUGCGGUAGUUUUAAGGUCUCUCUGAAGUUCCACAAUUGUUUGUUUCCUCAAUUCUGAUUUUCCUCUUACCCUGAAAAUGAUAAGUGUUGCUAACAUUCCAAUUCUGAAAUCACUUGUCAGCCUCGGCAAUGGCACUGAAACUUUCUUGAACAAGAAUCAUGAGGCACCAUAUGAUGGUGAGUUCAACAGUAACUUGAAUGGACCUCAUACAUGUAACGCUUCCAGCUGUUACAAACGCACCGUUGAAUCAUUUUAUAGAAAAUAAGAUCCUGGCAAUUUUCUCUCCCCAAUAAACUUGUUGUUGGGACCCUGAUUCCUACCUGUACUUUUUCUUCCAUUAAGUUCUCUUCAUGGUGUUGAAUUUGUGAUGUGGUCAUAUAUGUAUUUUUCUACAUGUCUCCUUUUAUCUGGUUGAAACUGUUAAAACUUGUAGUUUGAACCACCAUCUUGUGGUGAAGUCUUUAUUUAGUGAGCUGUUAUCUAUACUGUCAGAUUGCGAUUGUGCCAUGAAAGCCAGUAGAUGCCAGCAUCUGGCAAACAAUACAUGGAGAACUUAUUUCCUAUAUCAUGAUGCCUUCUUUCUUUUGGCAAUGGAAGAUAAUACAAUAAAGUACGGGGAGGAGAAAGGAAUGGGAGGAUAAUGAGAGCUAGGGGAAGCAAUGUAUAUUAGGUGCGUGAUUUAUUAUAAUCUUCAGCUGGUGGGUGAUAAAUCUGAUUGGGUCAUCUUCAAGCCAUAUUGGGUAAUCCAUGUGGGUAUUCUGCCCUUUGAAGGAGAAAAGAGGGUUAACUAUUUGUCCAAAUUCUGACUUCUGCAAGGGAGGUGCUUCAGAAACAGAGGACACUUGAAUUGUAAUGAGGCUGCCGCCGUAGAGUCUGCAAAACCUAGAAAAAUAGUACAUGAUUAUUUUCUUUUAGGGUUACAUAAGAAUUGGAUGUGAAGUUGCAAAGUAUUUACAAAGAUAUGAAAUAUCUACAGUACUUUCGUUUCUAAAUUAAUAACUCUAGGCAGGCUGCAGUCAUUGUUUCUAAUUACCGUGUGGUUACAUAGUUAUAGACAGAAGACUUAGUUAUCCUGCCCUGUAGAGUAAAAUGACACCCUUAUUCUUGUAACAUUUUAAAUGUGUCUGUGCACUAACGUGCACCCUUCUUUUUAAGAUAAUAAUUGAUUUGCAUGCAGUCUUGUGUAAAUAUUUAACAAGCAACUUAUACUUUUCACAGUGAAGGUUCGUGAUCUGCAAGUUCCUCAACACUUGAGAGGCAGCAGAAAAAAACCUAUUAGUGCUAAUAAAAAGGAAAGAAUAAAAUUACACUACAAUAAAUUUUCUGAUAAUCCCAGCUGAAUUAAAGGGGGAUUUAGGUACAAAAUUGUCACUGAUUUUGAGAGUCAUGUAGCUAAAUCCCUGUGCCAACUUCAAACUAAAAUCCAAAUCUCUGUCUCUAAGGGGUUGAAAAUUGUAAUUUUUAGGGCAUAUCCUGAAAGAUUGCCCAUGUUUGGAACGACUCUGCUAGUAGAGUAAAUGAGGGAUCACUGCCUUCGGUUUUAAUUUCUAGGCUGUUGUGCAUCUGACCCUUAAACAUAUAGUAGAAAGAGACAGAUGACUAGGAGUCAGGAUUUCCAGGUUCCCAGCUCUGCCACUACCCACUGUGUGACCUUGGGCAAAUCAUUUCUCUCUGCCUCACUUUUUAUCUGCAGAAUGGAAGGUCUAGUAUUUACCUGUUGUACCUCCCAUGGGUGUUUUGUGACUGUUUGGAAAGCACUUUGAAAUUCUAAGCUGAAAGGUGCUUUAUAAAUGCAAACUCUUAUUCCGCUAUUGAAUAUCAGUGGUACAUGUACAAUUAAACUCCUACACAAGCUCUGGUCAGCAUCGUGUUUGAGGGUGACUUGGUUUUCCUUUGCUUUUAAAGGUAACAUUAAAACAAAAUUUUAACCUCAAGUUAUAACUGUAAAUAUGUAUUGAGACACAUUUUAAAUAUAUGCUAUAAUUUAGUGAUACAAAAUGGGCUCGAAAGUAGCCCCUUAUAGCCUGUUUGUGUAAAUUUUUAUUUGGGCACUUAUAUAUAUUUUUUUAGAAAGUGGAUUUUGGACCUGAUAAAUCCUAGCAACUGUUAUUGACCUUUUUCACAAAUCUGUGACAUAGUCCCUUGUCAUACUUACUGUAUCCGUUUGUGAGGUGGAACCAUUGCAAUGUACUAUUGGAUACGAGUAUUAAAAGUGAGUUAUGUAUAGCUACUUUUCAAACAAUUGUUCAAACAACUGUUAGCUUGUGUCUAUAUUAUAGACUAGGUUGAUCUUGUCCAGGGGUUCUCAAACUGGGGGUCGGGACCCCUCAGGGGGUCGCGAGCUGUCAGCCUCCACCCCAAACCCUGC
Terrapene triunguis (Three-toed box turtle) is the source of this 4594-nucleotide messenger RNA. It is a transcript of the gene FBXO21, whose product is annotated as F-box protein 21. The record is from RefSeq and is a predicted model, not a curated record. Lineage: Eukaryota; Metazoa; Chordata; Testudines; Emydidae. The transcript has 12 exons. The coding region runs from base 1 to 1794 and encodes 597 amino acids. Gene Ontology annotation, molecular function: DNA binding; protein binding.